Poeciliopsis prolifica (blackstripe livebearer) is the source of this 5550-nucleotide messenger RNA. RefSeq names its product ran-binding protein 9-like. Gene Ontology annotation, biological process: cytoskeleton organization; cell surface receptor signaling pathway. Lineage: Eukaryota; Metazoa; Chordata; Actinopteri; Cyprinodontiformes; Poeciliidae. The record is from RefSeq and is a predicted model, not a curated record. Gene Ontology annotation, cellular component: cytoplasm. Gene Ontology annotation, molecular function: protein binding.
ACGCUCCGACAACAAACAAAAGAUCGAGCCUAGCCGAGCUUAUUAUACUUUAGUCGAUCCGCCUGGACUAACGCUUUUGUUACUUUGCUGUUCAACCGGACCUGUUCGUCUGUGUCUCAGCCGCUCUCAUCAGAUCCUUUCUUGCAGAUAUUGUUCCCCGUAGUGUCUGUGUUGUGGCUUUGUGUCAGCUAAUGUCAACCUGAGCCAUUUCAGCGAUCAGUUCGGCUAAACACGUUAGCCAGGUUAGCUUCUAGGCUAACCAGCUCUGGCUGCCUCAAUACGAACCAGCGAAGCCAGUUAGCUUAGCCUCCUAGCUAGCUAGCUUUGCUAACCCCCUUUAAAACUCGACACUGACCGACUCCAGCGGUUCUGGCUUGUUACUGACAAGCCACUUCACUAAAAGCCGUGUGAUAGCCAUGUCUGGACAGUCGACGGGCUGUGGGUUUCUGAUGUCGGUCGUUGUCCACGGAGACUCGGCUCUGAACGAGCAGGAAAAAGAGCUAAACCAGCGACUUCGACGGCUCUAUCCGGCCGUUAACGAAAACGAGACCCCGCUUCCACGCUCCUGGAGCCCGAAGGACAAGUUUAGCUACAUUGGACUGUCCCAGAACAACCUCCGCGUUCACUAUAAAGGUCAUGGGAAGACCCCUAAGGAUGCUGCGUCUGUGCGAGCCACCCACCCCAUCCCCGCCGCCUGUGGCGUUUACUACUUUGAGGUGAAGAUCAUCAGUAAAGGCAGAGACGGCUACAUGGGGAUCGGCCUCUCAGCUCAGGGUGUAAAUAUGAACAGACUCCCUGGUUGGGACAAGCACUCUUAUGGUUACCACGGCGAUGAUGGCCACUCCUUCUGCUCAUCCGGCACCGGGCAACCGUACGGCCCCACGUUUACAACGGGCGACGUGAUUGGCUGCUGCGUCAACCUCAUUAACAACACCUGCUUCUACACAAAGAAUGGCCACAGCCUAGGUAUCGCCUUCACAGACUUGCCACCAAACCUGUACCCGACCGUCGGCCUUCAGACGCCAGGCGAGGUGGUGGACGCAAACUUCGGCCAGCACCCGUUCGUUUUUGACAUCGAGGACUACAUGCGAGAGUGGAGGACGAAGAUCCAGGCCCAGAUCGACAGAUGCCCCAUCGGAGAGCGGGAGGGCGAGUGGCAGUCCAUGAUCCAGAAAAUGGUGGCUUCGUACCUGGUGCACCACAGCUACUGCGCCACCGCCGAAGCCUUCGCCAAGUCCACCGACCAGGCCGUGCACGAGGAACUCGCCUCCAUCAAAAACAGACAGAAGAUCCAGAAGUUGGUGUUGUCGGGUAGGAUGGGCGAAGCCAUCGAGACCACCCAGCAGCUGUACCCCAACCUCCUGGAGAGGAACCCAGACCUCCUCUUCAUGCUCAAGGUGAGACAGUUCAUAGAGAUGGUGAACGGGACGGACAGCGAGGUCCGGUGUCUCGGGGGACGCAGCCCCAAGUCUCAGGACAGUUACCCCGGCUCUCCCCGGCCCUUCAGCAGCCCCAGCCACAAAGCCAGCAGCUCCCAGCCCUACCUCACAGGGUUUGACAGCAACUGCUGUAACGGCGUGACGUCCAAUAAGAGCCACAGCUCCUCCCCCCUCAAUCACAAGCCCUGCCCCCCCAGCUCUGGCGCCGCCCUGCAGGGCUCUGACGUCAGCCUGAACGGCAGCCGCAGCCAGCAGCCCAUCACCAGUAAUGAUGUGGACAUGGAGGUCGACCACUUCACCAACGGCAUGACCGAGUCCUCCUCCAACGGCUUUCUGAACGGCACCUCCAAACACGCCACGGAGCCCGACGACUGCGACGCAGACAUGGAGGUGGAGUCGGCCCAGUCCAAGAGGCAGCUGUGUGGCGGGAGCCAGGCGGCCAUCGAGAGGAUGAUCCACUUCGGCAGGGAGCUGCAGAGCAUGAGUGAACUCCGCCGGGAAUGCGGCAAGAACUCCGCCAACAAGAAGAUGCUGAAGGAUGCGUUCAGCCUGCUGGCGUACUCCGACCCCUGGAGCAGCCCGGUGGGCUACCAGCUGGACGCCGUUCAGAGAGAGCCGGUCUGCUCCACUCUCAACAGUGCAAUAUUAGAGACUCACAACCUCCCGAAGCAGCCCCCCCUGGCUCAGGCCGUGGGCCAGGCCGCCCAGUGCCUCGCCAUCAUGGCACGAACUGGCAUCGGCUCCUGCGCCUUCGCCGCAGUGGACGAUUACCUGCACUAGCCACAUGUACACACACACACACACACGCACACACACACACAUUCUGAAGGCUCACACAGAAAGCUUCCUCCCCUCUCUGCUGGAGAACCCGGCGAGGUCAGAGGUCGUUUCUGGAUGGACCUUCAGAGAUCGCCACAUUAAAAUGAACCGACCACCUCCAUCGUCGUAAAUAAUAACCUUCACCCUGGUCCUCAGAGGCGGCCAUGUUUGCAUCCUCUUGACAGGGAGAGGAAGUGGGGGUUUGGCUUUCAAAAUAAAGAAGUACUCUGAGAGGCGAACUCGUGACUCAAAGCCGAAACACAAAAAAACCUGGAUCAAACUUAAAAAAAAAAAAAAAGUUCCCAUUGAGCGCUGAGGAAAGCGCUCCGCCGCAGCCAAUCGCAGCCCUCCACCCUCUCUGCACCCCCGCCCUCCACUCACCCCGGGACGCGGCGCAGGCCCGGUGCUUUGGACUCGGGACCUCGAGGAAACCAGACAGAAUCUGCAAGUCUCGACUUUCCCGUUUUUAAUCUUCUGUUUAGUUUUUUUUUUUUUUUUUUUUUGAGCAAUUUGUGGAUAGGGGGCGCUGUGGAGGAGGUUCUCCUGCCGCCUCUUGUUUGGUUUUAGUUUGUUUGUUUUCCCAGGUUUACAAGGCAUGGUGCAGACCAUAAUGAUGAUUAUUAUUAUUAUUCUAAUUAUCAUUAUAAUUAUUGUUACUUGCAUCCACAGUAUAUUUGUUGAGCGCCAGCCAGAGCGAGUUCCACCGACUUAUUAUAAUAAAGGUCCCGAUUCCACCGACUCCCCAGUGACCAGCGUGUGUACAUGUAAACGUUUUCUAUAUUACAAAGUGGAAAUAUAUCAAUAGAGCGACAUAUUUAGUUACUAAAAUAAUAAAAAAAGAGAGAGAAACCUUUAAUACGUUUCCUGACACCAGCAGACCCCUGAAGCAGGCUGGUUGUGUCCAGUUUUUUCUGUUUGGGUUUCUGAGCAGGCAGUAAAGGGACGACUACAUCAGGCCCAGAGCUCUCGGCUGUGAAGCUGCUCAAACUCAACGUUUGUUUUCCUGCUUUAUUUUCUGCUUUUUGACCCGAAGAACUCAGGAGCCAGAGUGACGUUUAGUUUCUCCUCCAACCAAUCAGCUGAUGUGUGCCUCAUAUCCGACACAUAAACCCGGUUCGGAUCAGAACCGGCAGACCUGAGGCCUGUACUCCCAGGCAGGAUUACUGUUUAACCGACUUUAAGCUCCACAUUCUUCCACCUUGAUUAUUUAAAAAAUAUGCAAAACUAGAGAAAUCAAUAACUGAACAUCUCUUGGAAACUUAAACCAAAGUUAAUUUAAUCUGAUUUUAAAAGUUCAAAACGUGGUUAAAAGAAUUGUAAAAAAAAAAUCCCACUGGAUUUGCAGCUAGUUGUUGUUAAUCUGACAUUAUUAAGAGGAUCUGAAAUUGACCAAAGUAAUCUAUUCCAAAUAUCAAAAUUACAGAUUUUGCUCCCAAACUAAGUUAAGUAUUUUCCAACUGCCUAAAAUAUAAACUAGGUUGAUUAAAUUCAGCAUAAAUGGCCACAAUGUGACCAAAUUUGGCUUCAAAAUCUAAUAAAAUGUCACUAAAACUGUAUUAUGUAAUUAAUGCAGAAUGGACUAAAAUCAUAGGAAGCGUCACAUUUUGUGCCGAUUAGCUCUUUGUAAUAAUGUGGCGCAUUAUUUAAUAAACCACAAACCAGAGUUUUUGUUCAUCCUGAUAAAAAUCAUGUUUAAAUUUAAACUUUGGACAAAAAAUGCUGAAGUUUUGCUCUUUUAGUUUUCAGACUCAAAACAGUUCAUGUCGAUUUUAAUAUGUUGUUCAAAUGAGAAACUUUUUUGUUUUAAAUGCAUUUUUCAUCUUGUAGCGAUCCUGAUGGUUCUGGACCCGUCACUAUCCUCUGCAGGGCCAACAGUAGUUACUGUUCAGUUUCUAAAAUCUGAGCUUUUCUUCUUUCAUUCAUAGAUUGGAGAAGGUGUGAGAACCGCAUCAUGUUGCGUUUGGUUUUUAAUAAAAUGAAUCAUUUCCAUGGCUUGAUGCUGUUUAAAUUCAUCCAUAACAACUUUGACUAAAUAUGUAACAAAGAUGAAGUUAAACCAAUUCAAAAACGUUGAAAACAAUUAAAGUUCGAGACUGAAGAGUGAAAUGUAGAAGGAGAAAUGAUGCAAACUUUGGGUUUCUUCAGGGUUUUAGAUCCUGGAGAUGUUUGGAAGAAGAGAAUAAAGUCUGGAUCCAUUUAUGGGGAAAAAUACUUCAUUUAAUCAAUUUUAUGGUUUGACCAAAGAUUAACGCUGAGCCAAAUGGAUCAGAACCACAAGCAACCAGAACAGAAUGAAAGGUAAUUAAGUCAAAAGUGAUAUUUGAGCUUUUUUGAUCAUUGUUUUGCUCCAUAAUUGAUUAAAUCUUUAACAAUCGAGAAAUUAACGGAUAUAUGAUGAUUAAAUACAUAAAGCUUUGAAAAAUUAAGUCUGAGAGACAUGAAUGAAUGAAUUUAGUUUUUAGUUACUGAAGGUGCAUCUCAACAAAAACCAACAUUAAAUAUAUCACUUCAUGUUUAUUCUGAAUAUUUGACAAAAGCAUAGAAAAAACAAAACAAUGAAAAUAAUAAAGUUCCUCUUAAUCCUGCUCCAAAGUACAGAUCUCAGGUCUGAAAGUUGAAGCAAAUCCAAAGGAAAUUCAUGAAGGAUGAUAUUUUAUCUUUGAGGUUUUAAAAUCGCAGAUUGAAGAAUCUGAUCAUGAACAUCUGAAUUCAUCAGCUCCCAGUCCAACUCAGCGUAGAUCUAGAUGAGCCUUUUAUAUAGAAGCAGCAGCUCCAGAAAAUGAAACCAUCUCGUCUUUGAGUCAAACCAGUUUCUGACUGCAGUAAUGACAUUUAGCCAACUGGAAAGCACGGCGGUGGCAGUAUCAUGUUCUGAAAACAACAGGAGCAGGAAAAAACAAAGCAUUUCUGAACCCAACUGGUCGCUCGAGCGUUCAGCGACUUUAAACCAAUCAGCUCUGGAAGGAGACGACGCCGCUGCGUUUUAAUUCGUCUGGUUCCCAGAACUCAUCCAGGUGGAACUAAUCUGUUCUCUAUCAUCUUGUUUUCCUUUUUUAUCCUUAUUUUUUGCAGCUCACAAGCAGUCAGAAAAAAAAAACUCUUUAGACAAAGUGUCUGUUGUCUCUUUCUGAGUAAGGUCUGAACCUAUGCAUGCCAUAGUAAGUGGUGGUAAGAUCCAGCUAGAUGUCUCCUUUCUUUCGGUUCUCCUCCUUUUAGCCAGGAAGAUGUCAACCAGUAAGUUGUCCACUGCUGACUGUGUGUCCAUUGGAGAUGAUUAAAAAUGUGCAAUUUG